UGCCCUCGGGAGCAGGCGCAGGGCUGACUGCAGGGCGUGCGGAAGGGACUGGCAGCAGAUCAAAGCCCCGGCCUUGUUGCUGCGACCUGCGUGCCCAAGCCUCUUCCUCUUCCCCCUGGCACAAAGGGUUCCGGAGCCGGCCAGGAUGGCGCAGUGGAACCAGCUGCAGCAGCUCGACACGCGGUACCUGGAGCAGCUCCACCAGCUUUACAGUGACAGCUUCCCCAUGGAGCUGCGGCAGUUCCUGGCCCCGUGGAUUGAGAGCCAGGACUGGGCGUACGCUGCUAACAAGGAGUCACACGCCACGCUGGUGUUCCACAACCUGCUGGGGGAGAUCGACCAGCAGUACAGCCGCUUCCUGCAGGAGUCCAACGUCCUGUACCAGCACAACCUGCGGCGCAUCAAGCAGUUCCUGCAGAGCAGAUACUUGGAGAAGCCGAUGGAAAUAGCCCGCAUCGUGGCUCGCUGCCUGUGGGAAGAGUCACGGCUCCUCCAGACAGCUGCCACCGCAGCCCAGCAAGGGGGACAGGCGACGCAUCCAACAGCAGCUGUAGUGACAGAAAAGCAGCAGAUGCUGGAGCAGCAUCUGCAGGAUGUAAGGAAGAGAGUGCAGGAUCUGGAGCAGAAGAUGAAAGUGGUGGAAAAUCUCCAGGAUGACUUUGAUUUUAACUACAAGACUUUGAAAAGCCAGGGAGACAUGCAGGACCUGAAUGGAAACAAUCAGUCGGUGACGCGUCAGAAGAUGCAGCAGCUGGAGCAGAUGCUCACAGCGCUGGACCAGAUGCGAAGGGGUAUUGUGAGCGAGCUGGCGGGACUGCUGUCAGCCAUGGAGUAUGUGCAGAAGAUGCUGGCAGAUGAGGAGCUGGCAGACUGGAAGAGACGGCAACAAAUUGCCUGCAUUGGUGGCCCACCAAAUAUCUGCUUAGACCGGCUCGAGAACUGGAUAACCUCUCUUGCUGAAUCACAGCUCCAGACCCGGCAGCAGAUCAAGAAACUGGAAGAACUGCAGCAGAAGGUGUCCUACAAGGGUGACCCAAUUGUCCAACACCGGCCAAUGCUGGAGGAGCGGAUCGUGGAGCUGUUCAGGAACCUGAUGAAAAGUGCUUUUGUGGUGGAGAGGCAGCCCUGCAUGCCCAUGCAUCCUGACCGGCCUCUGGUCAUCAAAACCGGUGUGCAGUUCACCACCAAAGUCAGAUUGUUGGUGAAGUUUCCGGAGCUGAACUAUCAGCUGAAAAUCAAAGUCUGCAUUGACAAGGACUCUGGUGAUGUUGCAGCACUUCGGGGGUCCCGGAAGUUUAACAUCCUGGGGACAAACACCAAGGUCAUGAACAUGGAGGAGUCAAAUAACGGCAGCCUCUCAGCAGAGUUCAAGCACCUGACCCUGCGGGAGCAGCGGUGCGGUAAUGGAGGCAGAGCCAACUGCGAUGCCUCACUGAUUGUGACUGAGGAGCUGCAUCUCAUCACCUUUGAGACUGAGGUGUACCACCAGGGGCUGAAGAUCGAUCUGGAGACCCACUCGCUGCCUGUGGUUGUCAUCUCAAACAUCUGCCAGAUGCCUAAUGCCUGGGCAUCCAUCCUGUGGUACAACAUGCUGACCAACAACCCCAAGAACGUGAACUUCUUCACCAAGCCACCCAUUGGGACGUGGGACCAGGUGGCAGAGGUGCUGAGCUGGCAGUUCUCCUCCACCACAAAGCGUGGUCUCAGCAUCGAGCAGCUGACAACCCUGGCAGAAAAACUUCUAGGGCCAGGUGUGAACUACUCUGGCUGUCAGAUCACCUGGGCCAAGUUCUGCAAGGAGAACAUGGCUGGCAAAGGCUUCUCCUUCUGGGUCUGGCUGGACAACAUAAUUGACUUGGUGAAGAAAUAUAUCCUGGCACUGUGGAAUGAAGGGUACAUCAUGGGGUUCAUCAGCAAGGAGCGGGAGCGAGCCAUCCUGAGCACCAAGCCUCCAGGAACCUUCCUGCUGCGCUUCAGCGAGAGCAGCAAGGAGGGUGGCAUCACCUUCACGUGGGUGGAGAAGGACAUCAGCGGAAAGACUCAGAUCCAGUCUGUGGAACCUUACACCAAACAGCAGCUGAACAGCAUGUCAUUUGCGGAAAUCAUCAUGGGCUACAAAAUCAUGGAUGCCACCAACAUUCUGGUGUCUCCCCUGGUGUAUCUGUACCCGGACAUCCCAAAAGAGGAGGCAUUUGGGAAGUACUGCCGCUCUGAGAGCCAGGAACACUCAGAAGCUACUGACUCAGGUGCUGCUCCGUAUCUGAAGACGAAGUUCAUCUGUGUCACCCCCACCUCCUUCAGCAAUACCAUUGACCUGCCCAUGUCCCCACGCACUCUGGACUCACUGAUGCAGUUUGGCAACAGUAGCGAGGGAGCAGAGGCCAACGCAGGAGGGCAGUUUGAGUCGCUGACCUUCGACAUGGAGCUGACCCAGGAGUGCGCUGCUUCGCCCAUGUGACGCGCUGUGCUGGCGCCUGCAGGACCUGCGUGGCUCCGAAUCGUUUCAGUCACAUUUGCUCGGGGCCUUUUCUCGGGAGGAGCUGGGGCUGUGAUCCUUGCCACUGAUUCCUUGUUUUACCCAACCAAACAGACGCCUCGCUGCAGCGGUCCUGUUUGCCCCUUUGGGAGAAAGGGGUUGAACCUUCUUCUAUUUCCUUCCAUAACGGUUUUUUAUUAUUGUUUUGCUCAUUCAAGUGCCUAUUAGCCUCCAAUUGCAGCCUCACUUUUUACAAAUGCUUCUGCGGCCCCUACCGUGCUGCCUGCUGUUGAAAGCUGCUUUCUUGACUGCCAGUGUCUGGAAGCCCACAGUCCCAUGAGUCUGGAUCUGAGAGGGCAUCAGCCAGACCCAGUCUCCUUCAGGUGACCUGCUGUGCUGUGCAGCAGCUGCCCAGCAGCUCUCAGAACCUGCAGAGGGAUCUCAUCUCUGUUCUCCCUUCGCCCCACUUGUGGCCCAGAGAGGCAGUGAGUGGCUCUGUGCUGCAGGGUGGAGGAGCCCAAGGCUGAUGUGGAGGGCUUUGCUGUGUUCUGCCAGGAGCAGGGAGUUUCAGUGCUUACUGCUGCCUUCCUGCUGUGGGCAGAGGCAGGGCCAGAUCCAGCAGCCCUGGGCAGCGCUGCUUUCCCUGUGCUGCAGGGCCCUGGGGAAGGGCAGGGAGGCAUCUUAGCAGCACUAUGUGCUUGUGAACACACAGUAUCUGCAUUUUUGGUCCUUAGGACCAGGAGGCUGCUCUUACCCCUGGCUGGCCCCUUGGCCAGAUUCAUGACAGGAGCACAACUGCUUUCCCUGUGCAGAGUGAGACCUUUCAGAUAGGGGGGCAGGGGCUGCUGCUGUGCAAUAUGCCCUGCAGUGGGUGACCAGGCUCACUGGCACAGCGUAUGAUGUCCCAGGCAGUGGGUUUGCAGCUUCUCAGGGGCUUUGUGUGGCACUUUGGAGGUUGGCUGUCACUGUUAAGUUAGGAGGUGGCAAGGGUUGAAGAAAGGAUGGGCAAAGGAGAGGAAUCUGCUGGGGGCAGCAGCCAUGGGUGUUGGUGUAGCAGGCAGUAAGGCUCCUUGCGCUGGAGGUCAGGGGAAGUUGGGAGCUGUGCUGGCUGAUGGUGGUUCUGUAUUUACUGAAGUGUAGGGAGCCCUCCUGUCCUUCCCAGGUGUGGGCUUUGGUUCUGUCCCUGCGCAAAGAUGGGAGGGAGCAGCAGUGUGAGGGUCGUGUGCUUCCCCAGAGCAGCAGGAUGCCCAGUGCAGGAAGGGGGGGGAGGAGGAGCAGCACAGCAGGGCUGUGGGACACGGCAGCGGUGGGUAACAGCCGAGGAACUUGUGGGCAGCAGCACAGGGCUGUGAUGGAGUUGGUGCUCUGGCUGCAGAUGCUCUGUUUGUUCCUGUGGCAAUGCUGCGGUGCAGGAGGGACCCUGUCCAGCAUCUUCAGUGCGUGGCUCCAGAUUUUCUACCCAGAAAUGACGCUGGGAUGCACGGACAGCCCUCCUGCGCCUGUGCACAGCGUUGCUCCGAGUCCAUCAGCUGUGCAGGAAGCUGCGGCAGGGCCAAGAACAGCAUCCGCCUGUGCCCCCUCACUGUGGGGAGGGGGCUGCGGCCCCUGGGCAGCGCCGGGCACGGUGUGAGGGCAGGGGGGGCCGCGGGGCUGCCUGUGGGCACGGGACACAGAGGCCCUUUGCAGUCGGUCGGUGCUCAGAGGAAAUAAGGCCUGUUGCUUGUCCCUGUGCUGGCGUGUCGCUGCCGUCAAUGGAGCCCCUGGGCCACAUUCAAUACUGUAAAGAUUUUUAAUUUUUUGUAUAUUUUAUUGCUGUAUCUACAGGCUUUGACUUUCUCCAAAAUAAAGGCUCUGAAGCA
Tympanuchus pallidicinctus (lesser prairie-chicken) is the source of this 4335-nucleotide messenger RNA. RefSeq names its product signal transducer and activator of transcription 3 (gene STAT3). Gene Ontology annotation, biological process: response to peptide hormone; regulation of transcription by RNA polymerase II; growth hormone receptor signaling pathway via JAK-STAT. The transcript is spliced from 24 exons. Bases 146 to 2458 code for a protein of 770 amino acids. NCBI's taxonomy places the organism in Eukaryota, Metazoa, Chordata, Aves, Galliformes, Phasianidae. Gene Ontology annotation, molecular function: DNA-binding transcription factor activity, RNA polymerase II-specific; RNA polymerase II cis-regulatory region sequence-specific DNA binding. The record is from RefSeq and is a predicted model, not a curated record.